AUGCCAAAAAGUUCACCUAAAAAAAGUGGAAGUAAUAGAGAUUCUCCGAAAAAGGGAUCUCCUGGAAGUAAAAAAGAUUCUCCGAAGAAAGGAUCUCCUGGAAGUAAAAAAGAUAAAAAGAAGAAAAGUCCAAAUAAGAAAAGCUCACCAACAAAAGCAGAAAUUCCACCACCAAUUCAAAUUAAAAAUAUUAAACGUAAACUUGUUUCAACAAAUGAUGAUUGGCCAAUUUAUCAAUUUGUAAAUUAUUGUUGUCCAGUAUGCAAGAUCACCUUACAUUCAUUUCAAAAAUUUAUUGAACAUUCUUGUUGGCGUAAAUAUUAUCUGGCUAGAUUUCAUUUAGGUGAAACACAAGCAUUUGCCUGUCGUACAUGUAAUCAAGUCUUUUAUUCCCAUGCAGAUUAUAAUUUACACAAAUGUAAUAACCAUAAAAAAUGUUAUGAAAAAAUGUAUCAUGAAGUUGAAGAAGUCCUGCCAAUCACUUAUACGGAUCAUUUUAAUUUCUACAUAGCAUGGAAUCGUCGACAGGAUUGGGAGAGUAAACCACAUGAACCAGAAUGGCAAUUUAUUGUACGUUGUAGUAAAUGUAGUAAUAUGUUUAAAACAAAACUUGAAUAUCUAUUACAUUCAUGUUUUCAAUUCGCUUUACUGCCACCGGUACUUAUUAGACGUUUAAAAACUUGUAUUGAAUGUCAUUUUGUAUUCUUGAAUGAAAACCAAUAUACUACUCAUUUACCAUAUUGUCGUAAAGAUAGGGCAUUUUGUAUUGAUUUUUCUGUUAGUCUAACUGAAUUAGCCAAUCAACAAUUUGUUCUUGGCAGGCAUUGUUAUGAAUUUGAUUAUCACUUACAUCAUGGCGGUGCAUUUAAAGAACGUCGACCAGGUGAACCCCCCGGAGGAAUACCAUUACCACCGGAUCCAUUACCACGUGGACCUGAUAUAUCAGUGAAUUGUUUCCUGUGCGGUUUUAAACAACCAAGUCUUGUUGAAUAUUUUUAUCAUCCAUGCGUGGCGGGAAAAUUGAUUACACCGUUAAGUUUAGAGAUUAUGUUCUUUUGUAAUGAAUGUCAUUGUUUAUUUUAUAAUUUUGAAGAGUUUACAGAGCAUGGGAAAUCGUGUUCAUCGUUAAUAUUCACAUUUAUUCGACUGAAUACACCAGAAUUAAUAAGACUGGCCUUGAAAAGAUGGACGAUUGAUGUUAUGUCUAAUCCUUAUCUACCAGCACGUCAAGUGAAAUUCUUGUGUAGUAUAUGCAAAGAAUUAUUUCGAUGGUUCGACCAAUUUCUAUCACAUCCAUGUCCUAGACGAGAACGUUAUGAACGUCUUUUUCUACAACCUAUGGCACUGUUGGAAACAUUCACCUGUCAAGCAUGUCAUAUAGUUUUAUUUUCGAUAUCUGAAGCCGUCAGUCAUUCUAGUGAAUGUAAAAUUGGUAAAAAUACGAAAAUGAUUCAAAUUCAUUAUACACUAGAUGAAGCGAUUAUCGCGUUGACUCCAUGGAUGCGUGGACCACAACUGCUACAAUUUGAUAUUAAUAUUGGAGUUGGUGAUAUCAAUGAAGAACUUGCCUACAGGACAGAUGAAUACUAUAAACAGCAUGGGAUACAAAAACCAGUGUGUCCAUCAAAAGAGCCUAAAGCAUCAGAGAAGAUAGCUAAAUGGUUGAAUGAAAGAGCCCGACGUGCUUGUAUUCAACUGACGCGUCUAUCAACUCCAGAUUAUAGUAAUGAUCAGUAUAAACCGUCGUUAAAAUUGCCAACGUUGAGUCAUAUGAAAGUGUCACACGGAUACAGUCGUUAA
This is a messenger RNA of Trichobilharzia szidati, 1800 nucleotides long. The record is from the annotation of a GenBank genome assembly. NCBI's taxonomy places the organism in Eukaryota, Metazoa, Platyhelminthes, Trematoda, Strigeidida, Schistosomatidae.